Messenger RNA from Sphaeroforma arctica JP610, 1672 nucleotides. RefSeq lists its product as hypothetical. Gene Ontology annotation, biological process: transmembrane transport; carbohydrate transport. The record is from RefSeq and is a predicted model, not a curated record. The transcript has a single exon. Gene Ontology annotation, cellular component: membrane. The coding region runs from base 18 to 1613 and encodes 531 amino acids. Gene Ontology annotation, molecular function: carbohydrate:proton symporter activity. NCBI's taxonomy places the organism in Eukaryota, Ichthyosporea, Ichthyophonida.
AGAGAAAAAAAAGCACAAUGGAGAAGAAAGAUGAAUUAGAGUCAACCACCCACUUGGGUGGCUCGCAAACGGAUGUCGCCGACCAGGGUUAUUCAGCCGCCCGUGAUGCCAAGCCUAACAAUCUAACAUACAUCGCUGUGUUUGUUGCCAUGUUGGGAGCUAUGAUGUUUGGUCUAGAUCAGGGAAAUUUCGGUAAUGUACAGAGUUUCUCCGAUUUUCAGGAGUAUUGGUGUCUCGGACACGAUUACGGAGAUCAGAACACUUGCGGAUUAGGAACUGAAGAAACUUGUGCAGGAACCGCUGCCACUGAGCCAGUGUGUAUCAGUGCAGGUAUCACCGAUGAUAUGGCUUGCUGUUCCCAACUCGUUGCUGACAAUAGUCACUGGCACAACGAUUUCGUUCUUUGGGGUGCUACCCUGAUCACUCUAGGAGCCGCCGCUGGUGGUCUGCUGGUUGGUCCAUUCUUAACCAACGGUUUCGGACGUAGAUUGUGUAUUUGUGUCGGGGCCGUUGUAACUUGCGUCGGAUGUGUAUUCUCCUCGCUGCUCUCUUUCAACACAGUUCCCGUCUUCUUUGCUGCUCGUUUUCUCACCGGAUUUGGAGUUGGUGUGUGCUGCUUCGCACUGCCCAUGUAUAAUUCUGAGAUCGCUACCCCUGGAAUCCGCGGAAUGACUGGAUCCAUGUUCCAAAUGAAUGUUGUGCUUGGCUCGUUUAUCGCUACCAUCGUGACACUCUUCAUCAAGAAUUGGCACUUGGGACUUAUGCUUCCCGCUGUUCCUGGUGUCAUCAUUGCCGUUACAAUUUGGUUUACACCCGAGUCUCCUCGUUACGUGAUGAGUAAGAAGGGAUAUGAUGACGGAGCCGCCAUCCUCACCAAGAUUCGCGGCGGAGACAUCACCGCAGAAGCACAGGAAAUCUACGAGCAGUUGAAGGCAGAGGAGGAAGCUGGUUCAGUUUCGUACGGAGAUCUAUUCUCAGAGGCUAACUUGCGCAAGCGUAUGCUGAUCGGAGUCUUCUUGCAGAUCGCCCAGCAGCUAACUGGUGUGAAUGCAUUCCUUGGUUAUGCAUCUACUAUUUUCUCCGCCAUUGGUAUGACUGAUCCUUUUCUCUUCAAUAUGAUUUGGAACGCUGUCAUGGUGUUCGGUUGUGCCGUUGGUUUGGCUAUGCUGGAUUCCAAGAUUGGCGGUCGUCGCAGACAGUUGCUAUGGGCCACGUUCAUCAUGGGCCCUCCCCUCAUCCUUGGUGGUAUUUCUCUACAACUUUCAUGGAAUGGUUACAUCACAAUGGUCAUGGUUUGCAUUUACGGUUUCGGUUUCCAGCUCGCCUGGGGAAUGAUUCCUUGGAUCUAUCCCUCGGAAAUUUUCUCCAUGAGAGAGAAAGACAAAGCUAUGUCAUUCGCUGUAUUCUGGCAGUACUUGUUCAACGCCGUUAUUGUGUUUAUUACCCCUCACAUGAUGGGUUGGUCCACACCCGGUACCUUCUAUGUUUUCGGUGGUUUGAAUUGCGUCAAUUUGGCCUUUGUUGUCUUUUUCAUCAAAGAGACCAAGGGUGUACCUCUAGAGGAGAUUCCAGCUCUAUUUGGUGCGACAGUUGGAGGACGCUCAUACGCAUAAGCUUAUCAUGCAAGAUUAUCUAAUAUACAAGCUCGAAUAAAUAAAAUAAGUUUCAUGUA